Molecule: messenger RNA, 1745 nt
Organism: Micropterus salmoides (largemouth bass)
Lineage: Eukaryota; Metazoa; Chordata; Actinopteri; Centrarchiformes; Centrarchidae
Gene: pelo
Product: pelota mRNA surveillance and ribosome rescue factor
Exons: 13
Coding region: 202-1359 (385 amino acids)
Biological process (GO): nuclear-transcribed mRNA catabolic process, no-go decay; nuclear-transcribed mRNA catabolic process, non-stop decay; nonfunctional rRNA decay
Cellular component (GO): cytoplasm
Source: RefSeq, a predicted model, not a curated record
UGACCAAGAUGGGAAGAGUUGUCGACGUACGUUGGCAUGACGUAAUGUCCUAGCGCCUGGCAACACGCACCGACUGAUUCAUUCUGAAGUAGCUAGUUUGCUAAUUCACUGUCAGAUAAACAUGACUCUCACUCGGACAAACGUUAACCUCUCUACUUUACGCUAAUAACACUCUUGUUUAUAUUAUACAACAAUCCGACCAUGAAGUUGCUCCAUAAAGACAUCGAAAAAGAUAAUGCCGGUCAGGUGACUCUGAUACCAGAGGAGGCGGAGGAUAUGUGGCACACCUACAACCUGCUGCAAGUGGGGGACAGCCUGAGAGCCUCCACUAUCAGGAAGGUGCAGACAGAAUCCCCUACUGGAAGUGUGGGUAGCUCCAGAGUUCGGACUACUCUAACCUUAAGUGUGGAGACCAUCGACUUUGACUCCCAGGCCUGCCAGCUGAGAGUAAAGGGCACUAACCUAGAGGAGAACCAGUAUGUCAAGAUGGGGGCUUACCACACUAUUGAGCUUGAGCUCAACAGGAAGUUCACUCUAGCUAAAAAGAGCUGGGACAGUGUUGUGCUGGAUAGGAUCGAGCAGGCAUGUGAUGCAACCCAGAAGGCAGACGUGGCAGCUGUGGUAAUGCAGGAGGGUCUGGCCAACCUGGUGCUGGUGACCCCCGCCAUGACGCUGCUUCGUGCUAAAGUGGAGGUCACCAUUCCUCGCAAGAGAAAGGGAAGCUGCACUCAGCAUGAGAAGGCGCUGGAGAGGUUCUAUGAGGCUGUGAUGCAGGCAAUCCUUCGCCACAUUAAUUUUGAUGUGGUGAAGUGCAUCCUGGUUGCCAGUCCAGGGUUUGUGAAGGACCAAUUCAUCACCUACCUCUUUAAAGAGGCGGUGCGACAGGACAACAAGAUCCUGCUGGAGAAUCGACCCAAAUUCAUGCUGGUCCACUCGUCAUCAGGCCAUAAGUACUCACUCAAAGAAAUCCUCUCUGAUCCCACUGUCACAAGUAGACUUUCUGAUACCAAGGCAGCAGGAGAGGUGAAAGCCCUUGAAGAUUUCUAUAAGAUGCUGCAGCAUGAGCCUGACAGAGCCUUCUAUGGACUGGCUCAUGUGGAGAAAGCUGCUGAUGCCCUCGCCAUUGAUACCUUGUUGAUAAGCGAUAAGCUUUUCAGACAUCAGGAAAUUGCCACGAGGAGUCGUUACGUUCGGUUGGUGGACAACGUGAGAGACAAUGGCGGCAAUGUCAGAAUAUUCUCCAGCCUCCAUGUGUCUGGUGAACAACUGACUCAGCUGAGUGGAGUGGCUGCCGUCUUGCGGUUUCCCAUUGCCGACCUAUCAGAGGCUGAGGACGACAGCAGCUCAAAUGAAGACUGAUCCACGGAGCUCUUUUUGGCAGAAAACAAGAGGAAGGUCGUCCAGUGUUGCAGAUAAUAUGUGGUCUACAUAGUCCACCUCUGCAACAUCCACACCUCUUUCAAGUCUAAUCUACACACCUGUUUUCUUAAAGUGGCCAUAAUCUCAGAUAAUUUGAUGCAUAUUUUUGGGGGGAGGAAGGUUUGAAGGUGACAGUGUCUUUGAAAUGUGCAAGUUAAGCAUUCUUAUAAGUUCAUAAGAUUGCCAAUGAAAAGGAAUGUAUAAUUAUUUGCCAAGUCCAAAUGAAAACAGUUAUAAUUUUGACUAAAUAGAAAAAAACGUUGAUUUUUCGAUUUAAGUGUAUAUAAAAUUUACCUCUCUAGCAAUUAAACAGAAGCAUUCAACCA